This is a messenger RNA of Macrosiphum euphorbiae (potato aphid), 633 nucleotides long. NCBI's taxonomy places the organism in Eukaryota, Metazoa, Arthropoda, Insecta, Hemiptera, Aphididae. The record is from the annotation of a GenBank genome assembly.
AUGAACAUUAGUGAAGAAGAAGAUAGCUACUUAGAAGUAACUAUUGACGAUGAAAAUAAUUCAAGUGAUGAAAACGAUGUUUCACAUAAGUCUGCAACAGAAAAAACUACAGUUCAGGAAACUGAACCUGAAAAUAAUUUGAAAACAAAAAAAACAAAAUUAUUAAAAGAAAAAAGGCCUACUAAAAAACAAAAACAAAAUGAAGAGUUAGUGUCAUUGUUCAAAAAAAGUAAUGACGAAAGACAACAAAUUAUAAACGCCAUUAACAAAGUUGAGGAAGAUGAUGAUCCCAUUGAUUCAUUUUUUAAAACAAUGGCAUUAACAGUAAAAUCGUUUCCUCAACAUUUGAAAAUAAAAGCCAAAAAAGAAGUGUUCAACAUAAUUACGGAUUUGGAAAUAGAAAAUAACAGCACUACAACGACAUCAAAUAGAAAUAUUCAGUCAACAAGUAGCUUAUUUUCAUCUCCAUAUCCUAGCAUACAAUCAUCGUCAAACUCAGGAUUUUCAACACAUGAUCGUCCGAGUCAAUAUGUUUUUCCAGAGACUACUGAUCGUCAACCUGGAAAUUUGACUGAAUCGCUUGGUGAUAACAAUUAUGAAUUACUUCAGUACGACGAUAGACAGUACGAAUAA